Carassius carassius (crucian carp) is the source of this 1021-nucleotide messenger RNA. RefSeq names its product lecithin retinol acyltransferase-like. The transcript is spliced from 2 exons. NCBI's taxonomy places the organism in Eukaryota, Metazoa, Chordata, Actinopteri, Cypriniformes, Cyprinidae. The record is from RefSeq and is a predicted model, not a curated record. Gene Ontology annotation, biological process: retinol metabolic process. Gene Ontology annotation, molecular function: phosphatidylcholine-retinol O-acyltransferase activity. Bases 89 to 769 code for a protein of 226 amino acids.
AAUCUCUCCGCCAACGCAGUGACGCAAAGACGAACCGCUGCUCCGAAUAAAACGAAGCGGGGAAGUGAAGCCUGAGCAGCACUGCAAAAUGUUAGAUUCCCUUGCGUUGCUGUUGGAAAAAACCUUCCUUCUUGCACAUUUUAACUUUUUCAGCACAACUUCAUCUAAACAAGAAAAAUGCCCAAUACGCCGCGAGGAGAGCACUUAUUUCCAGCGCGGGGAUCUGCUGGAGGUUCCUCGCACUUUGUUCACUCAUUUUGGGAUUUAUCUCGGUGACAACAAAGUUGCACACCUUAUGCCUGACAUACUGCCGGUUCUGACGAGCAACAAAUCUCAAAUCCAGAAAGUUGUGACGAAUACGAGACUGCUGCUCGGUGUGAUCUACAAGUACGCCUCAAUACGCGUCGACACGGUGGAGGAUUUUGCCUACGGAUCCCCUAUUUUACUGAACACGAUGGAUACUACCCUGAGGAGACAGCCGCUGGCCGCCGAGGAGGUCGCCAGAAGAGCCGAAAAACUUAUUGGUCAUAUUCCGUAUAGUCUUCUGUGGAAUAACUGUGAACAUUUUGUCACUUACUGCCGCUACGGGACAGCGGCCAGCCAACAGACCGAGCAGUUUUGUGAAAAUGUAAAAUCAGUAAUCCGGGACCAGAGGAGUGUUCUUCUGACCAGUGUCAUCGGAAUGCUUUCCAUGUUUUUCCUUGGAAUAGCGCCAUCCACUGCACUUCCAACUUUCAUCAUUCCUUUCAUCUUGUGGAUGGCUGGAUGAGAGACACUUCAAAUCUAAACCCUUACGAACAAUUUAACGUAGCAAAAGUUUUUUGGCUUUAUUAUAGAAUGUCACAGCAGCUAUUGUUGUCACUGACAAUUGUAUUUUUUUGCUAUUAAUAACUUAAUCUUUUUCAUUAUUUUUACCUUCAUAUAUUAACAUUUUACAUAUUUUUUUAUGACACCCUUUUUAGAAAACAUACUGUACAGUAUUAACAAGUAAAUAAAUCUAAUUUCAAAUGAUAUAAUGCUG